AUGCAAGAUCAUUCACUCAAGGAGCUCUGUUUGACAUCAAGAAUUAUGAGUGGCUCACAGAGGAAAAGGACAUUUGUGUCAAAGGGAUACAGGAAUGAGCCAAGGCAAAAAAAGGUUUUAACUCAGGAUGCAGAAGAGGACAAGCCCCUUCUCAUCAAAGGCCAUCUUGAGUGUGAACUGGGCAAGGGGAGGAAAAAAGGUGGAGGAAGGAAGACGGAAUCAUUGAGCAGGGAGUCAUGGCAAAAAGGAUCAGAUGGAGAAGUAGAAGAUGAGGAUGAUGCAGAAGACUUGGAGGAGGGUGAUGAUGAGGAUGAUGAUGAUGAUGAUGAGGAUGAGGAUGAGGAUGAGGAUGAGGAUGAUGAUGAUGAUGAUGAUGAUGAUGAUGAUGAUGAGGAUAAUGAUAAUGAUGAAAAGGAUGAUGAUCAUGAAGACAUUGAGGACAAUGAAGGAGAGAGAGAUGGCUCAGGUGUAUCUGGUGACAGUGGAUAUCCCCCUGAAGUCCAAAAGAAUGUCAAGAAUCUAGAGCUUAUGGAAAAAGUGAAGCUUAUAAUCCAUGAUGCCAAGGCUGCCAAUCUCAUCAAUGACAUCAUAUGUGACCUUCAGGCAUUGGAUCAGAAAUCAAUUGGAUCAAUGAAAGCUCUUUGCCAGAUCUUCAGUCAUUUCAUGGCAAACAAUCUCUUGGCUUCUCAUACGGCUGGAACAGAACGCUCCCAGAGUGCUGGUGUUAUGUUUCGCACAUGGCUACGAGAAAGAUAUGAGGAAACAGUGGAGAAACUUUUUGAUGUCUUCACAACUAAAAAUGCCAAGUCAAAGAUACGCUCAUCUUCUCUCAGUGCACUCUGUUUCCUCGCUUCUAUUGAUGUCCAGAAUCCCUUCAUUAUGAAGAGACUAAGCCAAGCUUUCUUGACUGCUGAAGAAGAUUGUCGCCCAUGGCUGCAUCUUCUCAAGAAGAACAUGGAUCCUCCAGUGGAUCACAAGGAAGAAAUUCUGAGGCUCCUUGAUGAGACUUUGAGGACCCUUCCCAAGUUAAAGGGAAAUGCCUCAAGCACAUUGCUGAGGAACAUCAUUGCCCUGGCUUCCUAUGCAAUUGUUCCCAAGCAGCAGCAAAAGAAAGGGAUGGAUGUGAUCCAAGAGAGUGUGUGGAUUCAGAUCUUGUCACAUAAGCUGGGAUCACAAGAUCAGUGCAUACUCUUGAAGUCCCUGCCAGAGAAUGUUCUCCCACACCUCCGAAAUCCUCUCAUUCUCAGCGAUUUCUUCUUUGAGGCCUUCAAUGUUGGAGGGAUCUGGAGCAUUCUUGCACUUCAUGGCCUCUUCAUACUCAUGAAUCAGCAUCAUUUGGAAUACCCUGACUUCUAUGACAAGCUGUAUGAAACAUUGAACUGGAGCUUCUUCUCUGGUCAACACAGAGAAAGAUUCAUCUCUUUGCUCAACAUCUUCCUUUCCUCCACGCAUCUGCCUCAGUAUAUGAUGGUGAGAUUUGUGAAGCGACUAGGGAAUCUUGCACUUACUGCUCCCCCUGAUGUCCUCUUCAUUCUUAUUCCAUUCAUUGGAAAUCUGCUUGUGAGGCACCCUGGACUUGAUUCUCUCAUCCAUUCGCAAGAUGAAAAUGAAAGCAGUCUGUGGGAACUGGCUACAGUACGAGAACAUCUCCUUGCUAGUGUUGGAUGUCUUGCAAAUUUCAUCAAACAUCCACUGCCCCAAACAGAAUGGGAUGUCACUCAGAGACUGGGAACAUCCAUGAAAUAUCUAUUCAAAUUGGAGGGGAAAGCAAGAGUGGAUGAGGGAAUUCCUCUCACUUUCAUACCUCCAUUGCACUUCCUUGGUCAUCCUGAUUCAAGCACUUCAAAAGUCACCAUCACUGUUCAGACAACCACACCAAGCAUAUUGAUGGCCAGUGUUGGGAAAAUUGUCAAGCAGACCAAUUUAAAUAUGAGGAGGGCAAUGAGCACUAGUGUGACACCACAUGGGCAUCGAUAUACCUCAGACAUCUGCGACCUCAAUCAACUUCGGUGUUACUGA
This is a messenger RNA of Darwinula stevensoni, 2019 nucleotides long. The record is from the annotation of a GenBank genome assembly. NCBI's taxonomy places the organism in Eukaryota, Metazoa, Arthropoda, Ostracoda, Podocopida, Darwinulidae.